Molecule: messenger RNA, 1557 nt
Organism: Rubroshorea leprosula
Lineage: Eukaryota; Viridiplantae; Streptophyta; Magnoliopsida; Malvales; Dipterocarpaceae
Source: the annotation of a GenBank genome assembly
UUCCUCUCCUUCUUCCCUUCCCUUGUUACUCUUCCAAGAUGCCUCGAGCAGAGUCCUUGAGCUUCUCCUUCCUCGUCUCUUUUGCUCUGUAAUGAAAUGAACCAAGAUCUGGUCUUCUUCUUCCAGGGAAGAAGAUGACUCUGAAUCAUCAUCACCUGGGAUCUACUGCACAACACAAUUCCGCAUUGCUUCUUGAUGCUCUUUACUGUUCAGAAGAGAACUGGGAGGAGGGAUUGAGGGAGGAUUUCAUUGAGGAAGAAGAGGGAAGGUAUUGUGGUGGAGAUGAAGGAAAUGUCUUCCCAAUCUUGCUAGAACAGGACAUGUUCUGGGAAGAUGAGGAGAUUUCUUGUUUGUUGAAGAAGGAAGAGGAAAAUAAACUGUACAAAUGCCUUGGAAGUGACGCAAGUCUUGCGGGGGCUCGCCAGGAGGCGGUGGCCUGGAUGAUGAAGGUCAUUGCCCAUUACUCUUUCUCCGCUUUGACAGCAGUUCUUGCUGUGAAUUAUCUCGAUAGGUUCCUGUUUAGCUUUCAAUUCCAGAGGGAGAUGCCAUGGAUGACCCAGCUGACGGCUGUGGCUUGUCUUUCUUUGGCUGCAAAAGUGGAGGAGAACCAGGUUCCUCUUUUGCUGGACCUGCAAGUGGAGGAGAGUAGGUAUAUGUUUGAGGCCAAAACAAUCCAGAGAAUGGAGAUUUUGGUGCUCUCAACUCUUAAGUGGAAGAUGAAUCCUGUAACCCCUCUUUCAUUUCUUGAUUACAUUGCAAGGAGACUUGGGCUAAAGGAUCGUCUUUGCUUGGAAUUUCUCAGGGGAUGCGACCGCAUUCUGCUCUCUGUCAUUUCAGACUUGAGGUCUAUGCGUUACAUUCCUUCUGUUAUGGCAACUGCUACAAUGCUCCAUGUUCUGGAUUGUGUAGAACCCAAUCUUAGAUUGGAAUACCAAAACCAAGUCUUGGGCAUUCACAGAAUCGAUAAGGACAAGGUGGAUGAUUGCUUUAAGCUGAUAACCGAGUCGGCAAUCUACUAUUCCACUCAAUCCAACAAACGCAAGUUUGGUUCUAUUCCCAGCAGCCCAAAUGGGGUGAUGGAAGUGUCAUUCAGCUCUGAUAGCUCGAACGACUCGUGGUCAGUAACAUCAUCUGUUUCUUCCUCGCCGGAGCCCAUGUCCAAGAAGAUAAGAACUGAACAAGACCAGCUUCUGCAGAGGCUGAGCAAUGCACCACCAGAUCCUCUCAACAUUCCUCGCUAGUUCCUAAACAUCAAUUCCUUCUUUUUCCUUUCUUAUGACGAGUAUAUUUUCUCUGUAAUAAUACUACUAUAUGUUCUUCUCAAGUUCAAAGUUAAAUUGCUAACCAUCUCUGCCUUUUACAAUUGGGAUUUGGGUAACUCUCAAUUGUGUAAUUGGCGUGGGGAUUUAGAAGCAGAGAUGGUUGGCAUUUUAUCCGGAAGAAAUCAAAGACAUAGACAUAGCUAUAGCUAUGAAGAGCCAGAUGGAUUAAUAUUUAUAUGUAGGACCUUUAAGUUCCUUUUUAUGAACAUAAUGGUAAUCAAUUCUGUUCUUACAG